Diversispora eburnea is the source of this 4296-nucleotide messenger RNA. The record is from the annotation of a GenBank genome assembly. NCBI's taxonomy places the organism in Eukaryota, Fungi, Glomeromycota, Glomeromycetes, Diversisporales, Diversisporaceae.
AUGACAACUUCUAAAGAAGACGGAACUGAAAAAUCUUCAGUACAAGUAGCAAUCAGAAUACGACCAAUAUCAACAGAACUUAAUCCCAAUUUACCAACUAGAUUUCAACGUCAAAUACUUUCAUUAUCUCCACCUAACACAAUAUUAGUUCAAUCAGAAAAAAAACAAAUAUUUAUUCUAGCAUAUGGACAAACAUCAUCUGGUAAAACUCAUACAAUGGGUACAGCUGAUAAUUCAUCAAUACCUUUUGAAUCUAAAGUAUCAUUUAUUGAAAUUUAUAAUGAAGAUUUAAUUGAUUUAUUUGGGGAAGGAGGUGACUCAGAUAAUAAAUCACAUGUAACAAUAAGAGAAGAUUUAAAAGGCAAUAUUUUAUGGAGUGGAUUACAAGAAAUUAAAGUAAAUUGUGUAGAUGAAUUAAUGGGAGGAUCACAAAAUCGACAAGUAGGAGCUACGCAGAUGAAUGCUCAAUCUUCAAGGUCUCACGCAAUAUUUAGCGUUACCAUGACACAACAAAAAUAUGUUCAAAGAUCUUCUUCACCUACACCACCAAGACCGCCAACAAGAAGAUUAAGUAAACGACUUGAUGAAAGUCCUGGUGAAUUAGUAACGGUUGUUAGUAAAUUUCAUUUUGUAGAUUUGGCUGGUAGUGAAAGACUAAAACGAACAUCUGCAUUAGGAGAUCGAGCCAAAGAAGGAAUAUCAAUAAAUUCCGGUCUACUCGCUUUGGGUAACGUAAUUUCUGCAUUAGGUGAUCCCAACAAAGCCAAACAUACUACACAUGUGCCAUAUCGAGAUUCUAAACUUACGAGAUUAUUACAAGAUUCAUUAGGUGGUAAUGCUCAAACAUUAAUGAUCGCAUGUGUCUCAUCCACCGAAUAUAAUUUAAAUGAAACUGUUAAUACCUUAAAAUAUGCUAAUCGAGCUAGAAACAUUAAAAAUAAUGUUAGCAUAAAUCAGGAAGAAGCGGGUUGGAAUGAUUUAGAUCAUUUACAAACUUUAGUAAAUAAAUUAAGAACAGCUUUAACUCCUACAACAACUACUACUAAUCAUGAUGAUGAUGAUUCUACAAAUAAUGAUUCAACUACAACAAUUGAUAAUAAUUCUUUUCAAGAAGUAGUUGAACCGGUUAUAGAAGAAUAUGAAAAAUCAAUUUCAGCUUUAGAAAGUCAACUCGCUUUAAAUCGUGCUGCCCUCGCUCAUGCCGAAUCCGUGAUGUCCGAUCAAGAAACUAGAUUGGAAUAUGCUGAACAACUUAAUUUUAAUAAUCAAAAAUUGAUUUCGGAUUUAAAACAAAAAAUUAUUAAUAAUGAUUUAUUGUCAACUGAUCAGGAUUUAAAAUUAUCUGAUAAAAAACGUGAAAUCGAAAAUCAAUUGAAUGGUAAUAAAAUUAAAAUGAUUGAAUCAUUGGAAUUUAGAUUAAAAGAACGUGAAUCUUCUUUUCUGGAAUUAGAAGCUAAAUUUACUAAAUUAUUACAUGAAAAUGUUAGUGAUAAUAAUAGAGAUGAUGAUGGCAAAAAUGUUAUAAAUGAUGAUAAAAUAGGUGAUUUAAAUAAUGAUGAUGAUAAGAAAGUUUUAUUGAAUGAGAUAAUAACUCGUGAUAAAAGAAUAAAUUUACUUGAAGAAAAUGUUAAUGAACUUGUAAUCGAACUUGAUAAAUUUAAAAUGCCAAAAAUACAAAAUCUAAAAAACGAAAACAACGAAAACAAUGUAAACAAUGAAAAAAAUGGAAAUAUUCAAGAGAAUAACCAAGAAGAGACUAUUCAAGAGAAUAUUCAAGAGAACAUUCAAAAGAACAUUCAAGAUAACAUUCAAGAAAACAUUCAUAAUGAAGAAACUUUAAAAUCAAAAUUAGUUUCACUUCAAGAACUUCAUGAAAAAACCGUCGCAGAAUUUUCUCAAAUUAAUACUAAAUAUCAAGAAUGUCUUGAAGAAUUACAAGAUAUUAAAAUUCAAUUAUCUCAAUCAAAAUUAAAUGAAGCAAGAUUUAUGAUCAUUAAUAAUGAUAAUGAAUCAAUUGAAGAGGAGGAUGAUGACCCUUCCACUCCCAUGACUCCAAUUUCUCCUUCUUCAAAUAAAGAAUCAUUAAUACAAGAUUUAAAAUUACAAUUAGAUUUAUUAAAAGAUAUUCGACGUAAAUAUGAAAUGUUUGAAAUAUUAAAAAACGAUUUCAUGGAACAAGAUAAUUUACGUAAAAAAUAUGAAGAAAAAGAAAUUGAAGUACAAAAUUAUAAAAAUCAAUUGAUGCAAGUUCAAAUUCAACAAGAUGAAAUGCAAUUCGAAAUUAAUGAUUUAAAAGAACAAUUAUUAUUAAAUCAAUCAAAUUCAAAUAAUGAUGAUGAAUUACAAGAGAAAAUUCGGUCACUUAAUGAAAGAGAAUUAAAAUUAUCACAAGAACUAGUUAAUUUACGAAUUAUUGAAUCUGAACAAAAAGAAAAAAUUUAUUUAUUAGAAUCCAAAUUAUCGAUGAAAAAUCAAUGGAUAAAUUUUCAAGAAAAACAAGAAAAACAAGAAAAAUCACUUAAAUCAAGUUCAAGUUCACUUUGGACAGAACGAGGAUUUAAUAAGGAAAUUGAAAGUUUACGUUCUUUGGAUACUUUCAUUCAACAACAACAUGAAAGUAAAAUUUCCGAUCUAGAAAAUGAAAUCUUCUCUCUUAAUCAACAAAAAUCCCUUAUCGAAAUUAAUUCAAAUUCUGAAAUUUCUAAAUUAAUUAAUGAAAUUAAAGAAUUAGAGUUAAAACUUGUUGAAUCACAUAUGGAAUCUGAAAAUUUAAAAUCUAAAAUUUUAAUUUUACAAGAUUCCGAGAGUGAUCAAAAAUCUUUAACUCUACAAUUACAAUUUAAUUCUCUUGAAUUAGAAUUAUCAAAUUUAAGAAAUUCGGCGAAGAAACAAAAUGAAUAUGUUUUUCAAUUGGAAGAAGAAUUACAAUCUAUUAAACUGGAAUUAAGUACUUAUAAAGAGAAUAUUAAAAAUAUUAAAAGUACUGAAAAAUUAAAUGAAUCAUUUACCACAAAAGCUAUUAAAGAACGAGAUGAAAAAAUUCUAAAUUUAAUAAAAGAACGCGAUGAGAAUCAACUCAAAAUUUUGAAUUUAGAUUUAGAAAUCAAAUCAAUUAAAGAACAAAAAGUUUUAAAUACCCUAGAUAUCGAAAAUUCUAAACUUGAAAUUGAAAAUUUAAAGAAAAAAUGUGAUCAGUUAGAAAAAUCACUUGAUGAAACUAAAAAAGAAUCUUUGGAUAUGAGUAAUAAAAACUUAAUAAAUGCUUCGAUAGUUGAAGAACUUACAAUUCAACUUGAAAAAUUCCAAAAUGAAGCAAAAUUAUAUCACGAACGGGUUGAUUCAUUAGAAGUAAUUAAUAAACAAUUGGAAUCAGAAAAAAAUUCUCAACUGGUUACCAACGAAGAUCUUUUAAGACAAAUUAAAAAUCUCGGUUUGGAACUUGAAGGUUUAACAUCGGAAUAUACCGAAAUUGCAAAUAAAUAUGAAUUGGUCGAUUUACUUGCUUCCAAACAAAAAAAUAGAAUUAAUGAUUUAGAGACUGAUAAUUUAAAUUUAAGUCAAGAUUUAACGAAAUUGAAAAAUGAAUUUGAUAUUAGUAAUAAUAAUAAUUCAUCAUCAAUCAAAGAUUUAAACGAAAAAAUAUCACAACUUGAACAAGAGAAAGAUUGUUUAUUAGAAGAAAAAAAGAAACUUGAAAAACGAUUAUUAGAAGAAACUUCACCGAGACGUCGUCGUCCAUCUACCAGUACCAUGACAUCGGUAGCUGAAAAUGAACCAGUUGAUCGAUUUAGUAGUAGAUUAUCGACUAGUUCACAAUUAUCAAUUUCUUCUUCGGAAAAUAAUACUCGAGAAUUUCAAAAAAUUUUACAAAAAGUUACAAAACUUGAAAAUGAAAAUAAUCAAAAUGUGGUAUUAAUUGAUUCUUUAGAAUAUGAACUUACCAAGAGUGAAAAGGUGAUAAUUGCGACAAAUCAACAAAUCGAUUUAUUAAAUAAAGAAAAAUCUCAACUCUUUGAACAAAUCAAUCGUUUAAAAUCUCAAUUGGAUGAAACCAUGACCGUACUUGAACAUGAAAAAUAUAAUGUUUACGAAGAGAAAAGAGUUAUCGAAGAUGAAUUGGAAGAAGAAAGAAAAGCUAAAGAAAAUCUUCAAAAAGAAAGACAAGAACUUGAACAUAGAAUGGAAGAACUUAUAGCUAAUACCAAGAAAAAAUCAUUCCUUCAUCCUAUUAUGAAAACCUUAAUUCAUCGAAAUAAAGGCACUCACAGUCGUAACAGCAGUCAAUCUGACUUUUAA